AUGGCUUACGGGUUACGUAAAGUAGUGGAAAAAUCUCCUUGUGGAAGGUAUAUCAGAUACAAUGAGAUGUUGGGUAGUGGGGCUUCCAAAGAGGUGUACAUUGGGUACGAUCGUCUUGACAAAAUUAAAAUUGCGUGGAACAAAAUAGUAUUUUUGAGAGAAGAUGAAGCAUCAAAAAUCCCUGAAAAAUUGUUCGUUGAAGCUCUUUUGUUGAAGUCGUUAAAUAGUGAAAAGGUUAUGAAGUGUUUCUCUUGUUGGCUUAAUUCCAGUGCCAAAGAACUUAACAUGAUCACAGAACUAUUCCCGGCGGGUAGCUUGAAAAAGUAUAUGUCCAAGUUUGAUAAGGAUAUGACGAGUAUCGGGAAUUGGAGCAGGCAAAUUCUUGAAGGUUUGAGCUUUCUACACAGCCAGAGCCCUAAGAUCGUCCAUCGAGACAUCAAGUGCGACAAUGUGUUCGUCGAUAAUAGCGGGAGGCGCGUUAUCCUUGGAGAUUUUGGUUUGGCGGUUCGUGUUAUGGAGGGUAAUUUGGUGAUAGAGAAAGAGCCUAAGGGCACCCCGGCAUUCAUGGCUCCUGAGUGCUACGACGGAGAACACAACGAGCUGGUGGAUAUGUAUUCGUUUGGGAUGUGUCUUCUUGAAAUGGUUACGGGUGAAUAUCCGUAUAUGGAAUGCAGCAGUGGGAUCCAGAUAUUUAAGAAAGUGUACACCGGUGUAAAGCCUGCAUCACUCGAUAAGGUGAAGGACUCCAAAGUGAAAGGUAUAAUUGAGAGGUGUCUUCUUCCCAUGUCUCUCAGGCCAUCUGCGGAAGAGUUGCUUAAAGACCCCUUCUUCUCAUACAACGGUGGAUCAUCAACAUUGGAGGCUUGUGCUUCCCCUGCCAAUGAUGUGGCACGCGCGGCAGAUGACAUGGCUGUGGCAACUGAUGUGGCAACUGACAUGGGAGAGUUACGUAAAGUUGUGGAGAAAUCUCCAUGUGGUAGGUAUAUUAGAUACAAUGACAUGUUGGGUAGAGGGGCUUCCAAAGAAGUGUACAUUGGUUACGAUCAAGUUGACAAAAUUAAAAUUGCGUGGAAAAAAAUCGAUUUUUUGGGAGAAGAUGAAGCAUCAAAAAUCCCUGAAAAAUUGUUCGAUGAAGCUCUUCUGUUAAAGUCGUUAGAUCAUCAAAAGGUUAUGAAGUGUUUCUAUUAUUGGUUUGAUUCCAACUCCAAAGUUCUUAACAUGGUCACAGAACUAUUCCCCGCAGCCAGAGCCCUAAGAUCUUCCAUCGAGACAUCAAGUGCGACAAUGAGUUCGUCGAUAAUAGUGGGAGGUGCGUUACUCUUGGAGAUUUUGGAUUGGCAGUUGUCUUAUGGAGGGUAA
Messenger RNA from Capsicum annuum, 1359 nucleotides. RefSeq names its product serine/threonine-protein kinase WNK8-like. NCBI's taxonomy places the organism in Eukaryota, Viridiplantae, Streptophyta, Magnoliopsida, Solanales, Solanaceae. Gene Ontology annotation, cellular component: cytoplasm. Bases 1 to 1359 code for a protein of 452 amino acids. Gene Ontology annotation, biological process: protein phosphorylation; intracellular signal transduction. Gene Ontology annotation, molecular function: ATP binding; protein serine/threonine kinase activity. The record is from RefSeq and is a predicted model, not a curated record. The transcript has 4 exons.